Lycium ferocissimum is the source of this 1177-nucleotide messenger RNA. RefSeq names its product PHD finger protein ALFIN-LIKE 3-like. Gene Ontology annotation, molecular function: histone binding; transcription coregulator activity; transcription cis-regulatory region binding. Bases 147 to 914 code for a protein of 255 amino acids. NCBI's taxonomy places the organism in Eukaryota, Viridiplantae, Streptophyta, Magnoliopsida, Solanales, Solanaceae. The transcript has 5 exons. Gene Ontology annotation, cellular component: nucleus. The record is from RefSeq and is a predicted model, not a curated record. Gene Ontology annotation, biological process: regulation of DNA-templated transcription.
AGGUUUCCACCUCGUCAUCUCGCCUUCAAUUCUACUACUCAAAAACCCUCCCUUCCAUUCCCUCUCUUUUUUUUUUUUUUUCCCCCUUACUGUGCAGCCCUACAAACUCUCCUUUUUUUCUCAAAUUUCCUUGGUAUAUAUAAUUAAUGGACGGUGAAGAAGAACAGUAUAAUCCUCGUACUGUUGAGGAUGUUUUUAGGGAUUUCAAGGGUCGUCGUGCUGCCUUAAUUAAGGCUCUUACCACAGAUGUGGAGGAAUUUUAUCAGCAGUGUGAUCCUGAGAAGGAAAACUUGUGCUUGUACGGACUCCCAAAUGAACAAUGGGAGGUCAAUCUGCCUGCUGAAGAAGUACCACCAGAGCUCCCUGAGCCUGCUCUCGGUAUUAACUUUGCUAGAGAUGGGAUGCAAGAAAAGGACUGGCUAGCCUUAGUUGCUGUCCAUAGUGACUCUUGGUUGCUUUCCGUUGCCUUCUAUUUUGGUGCUAGAUUUGGAUUUGAUAAACCCAGCAGGAAGAGGCUUUUCAACAUGAUAAAUGAUCUGCCUACAAUAUAUGAAGUAGUUACUGGUGCUGUAAAGAAACAACAGAAAGAAAAAUCUUCCACCCACAGUGGCAAAAAAUCCAAGUCAAAUUCCAAGGCGCAGAGGGCACCAAAUCAUCAGGAGAAGUUUACAAAGUUGCAGCCUAAAGAUGAAGAGGAGGGCUUGGAUGAGCAGCAGGACGAGGAUGAGCAUGGCGAGACACUCUGUGGUGCCUGUGGAGAGAAUUAUGCAGCAGAUGAAUUUUGGAUAUGCUGCGACAUAUGUGAGAAGUGGUUCCACGGAAAUUGUGUGAAGAUUACCCCUGCCAGGGCUGAGCAUAUUAAGCAAUACAAGUGUCCAUCUUGUAGCAACAAGAGAGCUCGAGUUGACAUAUAAAAUCGGAUGUUGGUCAGGAUAUUUAGGUUGUUUGGCUCUAACUUGAGGAUGUGUGAUGGUUAUGAUUCAUCUUUGUAUUUGGCUCUAACAUGCAGAUGAAUAGGGUUCUAAUUGUUGGUUUAGUUAUAAAUAGUCGUAAUUUAGCCAAAACACAGGUCCAUACUGUGAUUUUAAAUAUUUUCUGUUUUAGUAGGAGUAAAUCUCAUUAUUGUGAAUUUGUCAACUGUUUCUAUUCGUAAUGAUUACUUCAUUGGUCUCUACAA